This is a messenger RNA of Boeremia exigua, 3681 nucleotides long. Its product is annotated as P-loop containing nucleoside triphosphate hydrolase protein. Bases 1 to 3681 code for a protein of 1226 amino acids. The record is from RefSeq and is a predicted model, not a curated record. Gene Ontology annotation, molecular function: helicase activity. Lineage: Eukaryota; Fungi; Ascomycota; Dothideomycetes; Pleosporales; Didymellaceae. The transcript has a single exon.
AUGUCUUUCACACAAGACAAGAUGGACGUCUCCGACUCCAAUCCUCUUGAGGGCACCCUCUCCGCUAGUGUUGAGAUGCCGUCUUCUGCUUCAGGAGGGAGGGCACCUGUGCCAAGGGUUGGCCUUCCUAACUUUGACGACGACAAUGUUGGCAUGGGUGAAGAUGAUGGCGUUGCGACUGCCUCUGGCAACGACAAUGCUAACAUGGGUACGACCACUGUCGAGCUUGCAGACCUGACUCCAGGCCAGCAAAAUCUGAUCAUGGCAAACAAGCCUGAGCUCUACAAAGUAGACGAGAUCACUGAUUUGAGUGAUGUUUGCGCGCUUCGAGGCUGUGACGUACCUUCUGGGUGGAGUACUACUUCUAACAGACGAGCAUGUGUCAUAACCACGCGCAAGAACAUGGAUGGCAACGCCAAUGGCAAGGGUACAUUUUUGGGAUCUAGCAUCGACUUCUUCAAGACCGAUACUCAGGGCCAGAAGACGAAACCUUCUCUUGAUCGCGUAUUUGUUUUCUUCCAUACCGACACACAGACGCCCAGCAUCGAAAUCACCACUCGCUGCAACGGUCUUGAUGCUGACCAGCAGGAUGGAAUGAUUUCCACACACAUUUGUGCGCAAGAUCUGCGAAUCGAUAACAAGACAAACGAGGUGAUGUUUUGUGUUCGCGAUCCAUCAGACGCAGUAACGGCGCCAGCCAGGUUCGUGACAAACGGUGAGAAUCCUGGCAAUGCCGAUGUAGAAGAGUUGGAGUCCCUUCACAAGCGGAAAGAACUCUUCGAGAUCACCGUUGUUCUCAGGACAGACAGGUCAGCCACGACGUGGGCAGGCCUCGACCGCGACACUGCGAACAAGGCUUCCGACGGUACCGCAACCACGCAUGCGGGUGGAGCCAGCACCGCCACACGAGAUCUUUUAAUCGGACAGAUGGGGCGGCAAGAUACCAACGUGAUCUCAUUCUUUAUGCAUACCACGCCUGGCAUGAUCGACAAAGUGAUCCAACAGGCGACGUACAUGAGGAAACUCUUCUCUGUCGCAGCUCAGCACGGUAACUUCUGGUUUUAUCGCAAUCAACUGAAAUUGAACAAAGUUAGGCCAGAUGCGUUAGAUGAGCUUGAGCUUCCCAAGUUCAAUUUCGAGGUCCCACGCUGGCUCGUCACUGAGUUCCGGUUCGACACCACCGUGAAUGCAUCGGGCGAGACGGUGUACUCGAACCCUCAGCCUUGUCGGUGGGAUCACUUCAACCUCUCAUUGGCAUGGCGAAAUCCCGACGAAGCUGCUUUCCUCUUGAAGAUGGGUAUCGAAAGCGAGCGCAGGCGGCAGACCCGCGAACUGAAGGAGCUUGCCCAAAGCGAUAAGCCCUGGUUCAGAGGCAUCUUUACAGAGAUCGAGGAUUCUUCCGGCCGCUAUAUCUGUGAAGUUUUCUUAAACGACGAGAGUGUGGCCGAAAACCUCAAUGUCAAAAUGCCGGCUGCGGGUACCCGCAUCAGGAUCCGAGUUGUCCCCAAAUCCCUGAAGCGGCCUAACAAUGCUUCAGCCUUGUCGUAUUUUGGAAGCGUCACAACCGAUCCAUUCCAUUCGGGUGCGGCGUUCUUGUGCGUUCUUCACGGGCCAAAGGGGAUUGCCAAUGCCCCACUACCAGUCUACAUUAGCUAUACAGUGGAUGACGUGCCUUACGAGCGCCAGAUGGAGGCAGUCAAGCAGAUCCAGGAGAUCAAAUCCGGGUUUAAACUGGAUGGCAUUGAUCUCAAGAACCUCUUCUUGAACGAUUCAAACGUCGCUGACAAGACAAAUUAUCUGAUGGGGAAAAUUGACCUUGCUGCUUUCAAAGACAUGGUUGCGAAGAGACCCAAGCAAAAGCUGCCAAACAAGUCACAGAGCGCAGCCAUCAUCAGCACCGCCACCUCCAAGACCGGCCUGACGGUUGUCCAAGGUCCUCCUGGUACAGGUAAGACAGAGACAAUGAAGACCAUCGGUAUGGCUAUGCUGCUCUGUGGCAUCAUGGUGAUGUAUGCAGCAUCGACAAACGCUGCUGUUGCGCAUCUCGCAGAGUCGUUUGACAAGUCUUGUCGUGAAGAGGGCUGGCUCUUACCACAUGAGUAUGUUUUGUUCACUGGAGCAUACGUGAAGAUUGAAGCAGCGGAGAGGCACGCGCUUCAUAAGAGCAUGGCAGAGUCUGAGGAAGCGAACGUCACUUCAGCGAUUGAAGACGAGAACACCAUGCAGCAAUUUGCCAGAACUGCACUGCUGUCGACGUCAACCAUAGAUCCGGCAUUGACAUUUGGAACCAAAUUGAGGCAAAGGAUCCAGGUCUGGGCGGAGACGUCCGAGACCGACGGCCAUCCAAUGCGAGGAAAAGCUAAUGCAUACCUCCGCGAUUUGAAGCAGCUUCCGUUCGAACCAAAAGAAUCGAAGACGGCGCUGGUUGAGCAGUUGGACAACUACGAAUACAAUUUCGGCCUCUGGUACCUGGAACACGAAGUCAAGGCUGUUUUCUGCACCCUGUCAUCGUCAGCGCACGAGCUCCUCACUCGAGCCUUCCGACCCCAAGAGCUCAUCAUCGAUGAGGCUGCGCAAGCGUCUUUUGCUGGACUCGCAACGGCUGCUGGUGCGUAUAAAGACUGCAUCAAGCACAUCACGCUUGCGGGCGAUCACCACCAGGGUAAACCCAGCUUCGCAGCAGGUGAUUCGAACGUGGGACACGGUAUGCUGUCGCGCAACCUCUUCCAAGAGAUUGCCGAAGACAGAAACAAACAGCACCAGUUCAUCGCACUUGAGACUUCUUAUCGGUGCGUGCCCGAGCUUCUUGGUUUCACCAAGGGUCUUUAUAAAAACCUGAAGGCUGAUCCCAGCUGUGGUCGCCUGGAGCCACAGUUGCAGCAGACACUGCGAGCCUUCUGGAAAACGCAUGUUCGAGACAGCUUCAAGGGUUCUGCGCUGCAAGUCGCUAUUGACAUUAAGGGCUCACACACACGGCAUCGCGGUACCACCACACUGGAGAACAUCUCCGAAGCGAAGGCUAUCGCUCAUACUGUGAAGGCCAUGCUUGCCUUCAAGCCCCCAGAGGGCGGCCGCCAGAUCGUCCCUGCAGACAUCGCCCUCCUCGCUGCAUACACAGGGCAAGUCCUCGCCAUCCGGCACGAGCUGCGUCGUGUACUCGACAGCGCCACCGCCGCGCAGAUCAAGGCCACCACGACGACCCACGCGCAGGGCAGCGAGUGGAACAUUGUGCUAAUCUCGUGCGUCAUAAAUCUAGGUCUCGAUCGCGUGCCGCUCGACACCAAGUUCCCCAUCGGCUUCGUCGCGAACCGGACGAGCAUCAACGUCGCGUUGUCCCGCGCACGAGUGGGCCGAUAUAUCUUCGGCGGACUGCAGGUCAUGGUGCAGAUGCUGCUGGACAAGCAUCCGGCCGCCCACCACAAGUACAGGGCUUUCUUUGAGCACCUCAAGGCGCUUAGUGAGGCGGACAAUGUUGUCACAGAUAAGGAGUGGCAGCAUGCCAUGAUGACUGGCACACGACCUCCCCAAGACGCUGGUUUUGCUCGACCGAAAGAGUUUAGUUUGGGUCUCGUGCGGCCAUCUAAGAGCAAGGUCAACAAGUACCGUCGCGGCGGUUGUGGUGGUAGUGGCAGUCGCGGCGUUCGUGGCGGUCGCGGUGGACGUGGUGGUCGUGGUAGUUAA